UAGCAGUCAGCCACCAUGGACGUGUCGCAGCCGCCGCCGCAACUCCUCACCGCGCCCUCGGCGCUGGCCACCAACUUCACAUCGCUCCCGCCGCCAAACAUGGGCGGCCAGCACUACCGCCACUACCAUCCACAUCACGGUUCCAACAAGCACGGCUACAACCAGUUCAAGCCCUUCAUGCCCGGCGGCUUCCAGCGGCCAUUCGGGAUGUCCCAGGACGACUUCGACGGCAAGCGGCUGCGCAAGAGUGUGAUGCGAAAGACUGUGGACUACAACGCGUCCAUCAUUAAGGCUCUGGAGAACCGCCUUUUCCAACGCGAUCAUCGGGACCGCUUGGCCCUGCAGCCUGACAGCAUUUAUGUGCCCCAUAUGCUGCCGCCCUCCGCUUACCUGGACAACCCGUCUAAUGCGGUGACGACAAGAUUUGUGAAGACUGCCACGAACAAAAUGCGCUGUCCCAUUUUCACGCUGGCCUGGACGCCGGAGGGCAGGCGCUUGGUCACCGGGGCCAGUUCUGGCGAGUUCACGCUCUGGAACGGACUGACCUUCAACUUCGAGACCAUUCUGCAGGCCCACGACAUUUCGGUGCGAACGAUGGUGUGGUCGCACAACGACAGCUGGAUGGUGACCGGCGACCAUGGCGGCUAUGUUAAGUACUGGCAAUCCAACAUGAACAACGUGAAGAUGUACCAGGCGCACAAGGAGGCGAUUAGGGGAAUAAGUUUCAGUCCCACGGACAGCAAGUUUGUUAGCGGCAGCGACGACGGAACUCUGAGGAUAUGGGACUUCAUGCGCUGCCAGGAGGAGCGAGUGCUACGAGGACACGGAGCAGACGUCAAGUGUGUGCACUGGCAUCCGCACAAGGGAAUGAUCGUCAGCGGGAGCAAGGACAACCAGCAGCCCAUUAAAAUCUGGGAUCCCAAGAGCGGAAUCGCUCUGGCCACUCUACAUGCUCACAAAUCCACCGUGAUGGAUCUGAAAUGGAACGACAAUGGCAACUGGCUGGUCACCGCCUCCAGGGAUCACCUGCUCAAGCUGUUCGACAUUCGCAACCUGCGGGAGGAGGUGCAGGUUUUCCGUGGCCACAAGAAGGAGGCCAGCUCAGUGUCGUGGCAUCCCAUUCACGAGGGUCUAUUUUGCUCUGGCGGCUCCGAUGGCUCCAUUUUGUUCUGGAAUGUUGGCACCGACAAGGAGAUUGGCUGUGUGGAGACGGCACAUGACAGCAUUGUGUGGACGCUGGCCUGGCAUCCGCUGGGUCACAUUUUGUGCUCCGGCUCCAACGAUCACACGAUCAAGUUCUGGACGAGAAACCGUCCGGGAGAUCUGAUGAGAGACAAAUAUAAUCUGAACACAUUGCCCGCCAGCUUGGCUGCUUUGGACGAGUGUGAAUAUGACGACGCUAUCAUACCCGGAAUGGGUCCCGAGGACCGGGUUGAGUUUACCGAAAGCCUAACGGCCGACAAGGGCUUCAUUCCUGGCCUGGAUUUGGAUCCGAGCAGAGCGCUAAAUGACCGCGACCGGGAGAAGAAGGUUCCCUACAGCAAACCCAUUCCGCGAAACUUCCAGGUGAACUGGGCUGGUCCCCGGCGAGCGGACGAUCCCAGUGUGCUCAGCAUCCACGACGAACUGGCCGCCCGCGAGGCCAAGGACUCGACGAGCGGACUGAACCACCAGCAGAUCAGCGAGAACACCAUGGAGGGCAUCCUGGCCAGCGGCAUGCUCAAUGGCCUCGAUCCCCAGACAAUUGUUGGGGUGCUGGUGUACAAUCGAUUCAUUCGCGUCCAUCCGGACUCCAGACUGAUGGCUGCCAUUCGCCAGGGCACCGAGUUCCUCAACAAGUACAUCGAUGCCGGAAAGCUGGAAGAGCUCAAUGACGUGGUUCCAGUGCGGGAGCGCUCGCGAUCCGUUUCGCCCACGGUAGAGGCACGUGGCGAGGUGGUUUCACCGCCCACCAAGAAGUCCCGCUUCGAGCCGCGCCAGCACAACGCUCAGCUAGUCUGCGUCCGAGAACUGUUGCAACUCAAGAAGCCUUUUGUGCAAUCGCUGGUCACGGCGAAAGCCCAGCAGCCCAACACGGAGUUCGUGGACGAACCGCCACUAGAGCAGAGGGAAAGGGAGCGCGAACGGGAACGGGAACGAGACGGUGACCGCGACAGGGAGAGGCAGGGCGAUCGGGAUCGCGGCCGUGAACGCGAGAGGGACCAAUCGGGGGGCAGACCCAAUCCCUGGGCUUCCAACGCCCCCUGGUCGAACAAUGGCAAUUCCGGUGGCAAUGCGCCAAAUGGUUUUGGCAACAAUGGCGCAGAUGGCUUCAACGACCGCGACCGAGACUUCCAAAAGAGCGGGAAUAACGGAGGAGGUGGUGGCCAGCGUCGUCGGCGUGGCAACAAUAAUUCCGGCUCUGGUGGUGGCGGAGGAGGUGGUGGUGGAGGUGGCGGAGGAGGCGGUGGCAGAAAUCGCGGACGCAACAACAACAGGCGCUACUAACCGCCACCCCACCAACACACCCUAUUUACACAUUCUUCAGUUUAAGCCAUUUCUAUGUCGUUGACUCAAUCUCUUUUGCAACCCUUGCUUUUUAAUGCUAAAAUCGAUUUAUAUUGUUUUAACGAAAAGAAAAUCAGAUUGUAACAUAGUA
Drosophila gunungcola (fruit fly) is the source of this 2638-nucleotide messenger RNA. It is a transcript of the gene Wdr33, whose product is annotated as pre-mRNA 3' end processing protein WDR33. Gene Ontology annotation, cellular component: mRNA cleavage and polyadenylation specificity factor complex. The record is from RefSeq and is a predicted model, not a curated record. Gene Ontology annotation, molecular function: protein binding. Lineage: Eukaryota; Metazoa; Arthropoda; Insecta; Diptera; Drosophilidae.